Molecule: messenger RNA, 294 nt
Organism: Pelobates cultripes (western spadefoot toad)
Lineage: Eukaryota; Metazoa; Chordata; Amphibia; Anura; Pelobatidae
Source: the annotation of a GenBank genome assembly
AUGCUUGCGUGGCCGCAUGGACGUGCGAUCGUCGGCGAGUGCAGACGCGAAACUUGCGACAGCGCUGCCGGCAGCGAGGGGGCUGACAGCCAAGAACGCCUGAGAGAGAGACGCGGCACACCGAGCCGCCAGCGGAGACGAGCAGCGCCGCAGCAGAGCCGCCCCCCCAAAGAGACCCAAGAAAAGACUCAGAAAUAUGGAGACCCAACGUUUGGAGCGCCAGAGAAGAGCCCAGGAGGACCGCAGACCAACGAGCAGAAGAGGAAAUGGCAGGCCAGGACAAUGGAGCCAUGA